Messenger RNA from Branchiostoma floridae (Florida lancelet), 1238 nucleotides. RefSeq lists its product as uncharacterized. The record is from RefSeq and is a predicted model, not a curated record. The transcript has 8 exons. NCBI's taxonomy places the organism in Eukaryota, Metazoa, Chordata, Leptocardii, Amphioxiformes, Branchiostomatidae. Bases 268 to 1176 code for a protein of 302 amino acids.
UGACUCAUUAUUUUUGUCUGCAUCCAUACAAUCUACUUGCUUUGGCCUAAUGUCGCCUUGCAUGUCAACUUGUGACAGGCCUAUACUUACAGAAUGGGGAACACCCACCCAGUUCCCAUUUCACUUCCUUAAGAAAAACUGGGUUUCCCCCUCCUGUCAUCAUCCAAAUACGUCUCAAAACGUUAUUUCCUCACUCUCAGUUCAAGUCUUCGGGACAGUGUGCGGUUGGAAAUUCGUCAGUUUCUCUAUUUUUAAACAGAUUAAGAUAUGUUUCGGCGAACAAUGAGAGACAAGACAUGUGUACUAAUUUUGGCGCUCCUGACCGCUGUGUUGUUUUCAGUGGAGGGAACAGGAGCGGAAGGAGGAAUGGCAAAAGAGUUUGACGCUAGAUGUAGCAUGCCGAACAACAGGGUACAGGAUGAUAACAAAUGGCCGAUAGUCGUGGGUUUCCAGAGUCCUCUGUUAAACCCAGAAGGAAAAAACUUCACUGGAAGACCAGACCACGACACCCUCAAGUAUUCCAAAGUCAUGCUGAACGACACAUGUAAGGCAACUGUUUACAUCAUGGUAGAAUCAGCCUACAUAACUCAGGAAUGGCCGAAGGGUGUCACACCGGAGUUUUCCUGGAGCUGUGCGGUGCAGAAGACCACGGGCACGCAGCUUCCUCAUGUCGACGUCAUUUUUAACAGUACAAGGGCAGAUAUGAAGAAGUACCCAGGGCUAAAGGAGGAGUGGUACACGGAAGGAAAGGGGUCCGACCGCCGCAUCCUCAUCGUCAUGACGUUUCCGCAUUUCGACACGACCGGCGCCGUGGUUCUGAACUGGACAUGUAAGGCCGAAGUGGAGUCCGAAACUCCUGGAUUUGCGCUGGGCAUUCAAGGGGCUAACCUCAUUGUGUACCCCAUAGGAUGCCCCAAGGGCAAAUAUGGCGGUGAGUGUGAGUACAACUGCUCAUGUCCCAACAACGCCACCUGUCAUACAUUCAACGGUGCCUGCAAGUGCCCGGAUGGGUGGGAGGGCAAGUUCUGCGAGAACAAAAUCCCUGUAGCUGGAUCUAAUGCGGCGACCAUAGUCUUGAGCGUUCUGCUUCUUCUGCUGGUGGUGGCCGGGCUAGCGUGGUUCUGGAAGAGAAGAACGGACAGAGGGACGUACAAGCAGAUGUUUGAAGACAUAUAGGAUGGCCCCAAAACGUCCGCCAUCUUUGUUUUAGAUGUUAGAGCCCCCCGCUCCCCCACCCC